UUGAUUUUCGUCUAUAACUUUCAUAACUGUUCAUUAAGGUGGUUGCCUAAUGCUCAUGUUUUACUAAUCUGUUGGUUUCAGGAUUUGUUGGGCAUUCGCAGCCUAAUUGUUCAAGUGUCCUGUCUAGAAAACGCAUUUGUCUGUUCAAACAGGAACUUCAUUUCAUUUCUGCAUUUAUCACUGUUUAAGUUACAUCUGGUGUCGGAUAUUAACAUGGUUGGUGGCAGAGGACGUGCAAGCGGCAAGUCACAAAGAGGAAGACAGUUAGUCUCAAGAAGAAGUGAAGCUGGUUUUGCAACGGAGUCCUAUCAGGCCAUACCAGCUAAUCCAGCUCCUGUCCUUCAGCGAAUUGUUGAUGAGUUGCCAGAGGAUCCACACCAGCAAAAAGUACUAAAUGAAGAAGCCGAAGUUGAAGAAAUGGAAGGUUUAAAUCAAACAGCUGACAAUCGUGAGGAAGAAGAGGAUCGCCAUCCACCUGUAAAGGAGCAGGCUCCUCCCGUAGAGCCCAUUGCUUUAAUCACCGUCCAGUCUUGGAAGGUGGCAUGGCAGCAUAAAUUUCAGUACAGCCUCAGACAUUUUGUCGGCUUAGCGAAACCGAAUAAAAUCUGAUUUAUUUUGCAA
Daphnia magna is the source of this 621-nucleotide messenger RNA. RefSeq lists its product as uncharacterized. The record is from RefSeq and is a predicted model, not a curated record. Lineage: Eukaryota; Metazoa; Arthropoda; Branchiopoda; Diplostraca; Daphniidae. Bases 214 to 609 code for a protein of 131 amino acids. The transcript is spliced from 3 exons.